UUUUUUUUUGCAUACCAAUUGAGUGCACCACUUGCAAUGAGACUCGUGAUUCGUCUAUCGUCGAUAAGCGUGACCUAUAUCUGGCGCAUUUUGUGUAGCUAGCACUUGAAAUAUUGUCUGGGGCGAUAUAGUAAAGGCGAGAUAUACUGGAGAGUCUUCCGUUGUGAACGUGUGUCCUGUUUGAACAAGCAUGUCAACCUACUUGAAUACAUAAACUGUUUUCGGCUAGACGUAGAAGGGCGGGUCACCUUGACACAGCAUUACAGACAAAAACAAAGAGGAGAGACCUGCAGUUGACUCUGGACAUGGAGCUGAUGGAGAACGCCCCCUACCUGGACCAGCUACUGGACUUUCUCAAGGGGAAGGAGGAAUGGUUACCUAGGAGUCUCACCGGUCGGGCUGUUCUGGUGGGAUCAAUUGCCGGAGUAACCGUUUAUCUGAUCACAAAGAAGAGGUACAAUUUACCGCCUGGGCCCCGAGGAUUGCCGUUGCUUGGGAACCUCCUAGAGUUCCGGAACGCAAGUAUCUACGAGAAGUUGACGGAGUGGAGGGCUAAGUAUGGUCCAGUUGUGAAGUUUAAUAUCGGACACAUUACAAUUGUGGGACUGAACCGCAUAGACGUCGUCAUGGAGGCCAUGGUUAAAAGACAGGCAGACUUUGCUGGGCGGAUUCAGUUGUAUUCCACACUACUCCUCAGUGAUGGAGGGAGGAAUAUCGUCUUAGGCGACUACAGUCCUACAUGGAAACUGCACAGAAAGUUGGCAACAAAAGCACUGAGACACUACAUGACGGGAACCACCUCGACGAGGGAAUAGAGCGCUCACUGACCAAAG
Haliotis rubra (blacklip abalone) is the source of this 833-nucleotide messenger RNA. RefSeq names its product cytochrome P450 1A5-like. Bases 306 to 815 code for a protein of 169 amino acids. Lineage: Eukaryota; Metazoa; Mollusca; Gastropoda; Lepetellida; Haliotidae. Gene Ontology annotation, biological process: hormone biosynthetic process; progesterone metabolic process. Gene Ontology annotation, molecular function: iron ion binding; heme binding; steroid 17-alpha-monooxygenase activity. The transcript is spliced from 6 exons. The record is from RefSeq and is a predicted model, not a curated record.